This is a messenger RNA of Neoarius graeffei (lesser salmon catfish), 1338 nucleotides long. It is a transcript of the gene drd2b, whose product is annotated as dopamine receptor D2b. The transcript has 7 exons. NCBI's taxonomy places the organism in Eukaryota, Metazoa, Chordata, Actinopteri, Siluriformes, Ariidae. Gene Ontology annotation, cellular component: presynaptic membrane; glutamatergic synapse. Gene Ontology annotation, molecular function: dopamine neurotransmitter receptor activity, coupled via Gi/Go; G protein-coupled receptor activity. The record is from RefSeq and is a predicted model, not a curated record. Gene Ontology annotation, biological process: adenylate cyclase-inhibiting dopamine receptor signaling pathway; adenylate cyclase-activating adrenergic receptor signaling pathway. Bases 1 to 1338 code for a protein of 445 amino acids.
AUGGAUUUCCUCAUGGAAUAUGGCAUCAAUGAGACCGACCAUGGCAACACGAGCAAGGCUUUCAAUGGCACAGACACUGAAGCCAAGCAUCAGUACAACUAUUACGCCAUGCUUUUGACGCUGCUCAUCUUCGUCAUCGUCUUCGGCAAUGUAUUGGUGUGCAUGGCAGUCUCCCGAGAGAAAGCACUGCAGACCACCACUAAUUAUCUGAUUGUAAGCCUGGCUGUGGCAGAUCUUCUGGUGGCUACAUUGGUUAUGCCCUGGGUGGUAUAUCUGGAGGUGGUGGGCGAGUGGCGCUUCAGUAAAAUUCACUGUGACAUUUUUGUCACUCUGGACGUCAUGAUGUGCACGGCCAGCAUUCUUAAUCUGUGUGCAAUUAGUAUUGACAGAUACACAGCUGUUGCCAUGCCUCUGUUGUACAACACGCGGUACAGCUCAAAGCGCCGUGUCACCGUUAUGAUCUCGGUGGUUUGGGUCCUGUCCUUUGCCAUCUCCUGCCCCCUGCUGUUUGGGUUAAACAACACAGCAACACGUGACGAUGCCGUGUGUGAGAUUGCCAACCCAGCCUUUGUGGUGUACUCAUCGAUCAUGUCCUUCUACGUGCCCUUCAUCAUCACACUUCUCGUCUACGUACAGAUCUACGUGGUGCUGCGCAAGCGUCGGAAAAGAGUGAACACCAAGCGCAGUUGCCAGAGGACGGAUGCCGAGCCUCAGCUUCCUCUCAAGGAAAAGUGCACUCACCCAGAGGAUGUGAAACUCUGCACAGUCAUUGUAAAGACCAACGGGAACAUGCCUGCCAAGAACAAGAAAACAGAGGAGAUGCAGCAGGACAGCAAUGUGGAGGUGGGCCUCAUGGCUAGCCCCAGUCCUCCAGAAAAGUUGAAGCUUGCACCAGCUGCAGCAGGCUCUGUGAUGGCUAGUCAGAGUUGCACUUCACCCUUGAGGGAUGACUGGCAGCCCGGUUGUGAUGAGAAGAACGGCCAUGCCAAGGACACCCAGAUGCCAGCUGGAGCCAAAGCUUUUGAAACACAGACCCUGUCCAAUGGCAAGACCCGUACCAAUGUCACCAAGCCCAUGAGCAAGAGAAAGAUGUCACAGCACAAGGAGAAGAAGGCCACGCAGAUGCUUGCCAUUGUUCUGGGCGUUUUCAUUAUAUGCUGGUUGCCCUUCUUUAUCACUCACAUCCUGAAGACCCACUGUACUAGCUGCUAUGUGCCUCUGGAAAUGUACAAUGCCUUCACGUGGCUGGGAUACGUGAAUAGUGCCGUGAACCCCAUCAUAUACACCACUUUCAACGUGGAGUUCCGCAAGGCUUUCAUGAAGAUCCUGCACUGCUGA